Messenger RNA from Blastomyces gilchristii SLH14081, 2230 nucleotides. RefSeq names its product Ras-like protein. Gene Ontology annotation, molecular function: GDP binding; GTP binding; GTPase activity. Gene Ontology annotation, biological process: signal transduction. Gene Ontology annotation, cellular component: plasma membrane. The transcript is spliced from 4 exons. The record is from RefSeq and is a predicted model, not a curated record. Lineage: Eukaryota; Fungi; Ascomycota; Eurotiomycetes; Onygenales; Ajellomycetaceae. The coding region runs from base 645 to 1283 and encodes 212 amino acids.
ACGUACAGAUUACUCCAGAUCCAGAACCCACCGCCAAACCACAGCCACACCGCAGACCACAGUUCGACAAUCCAAUCCCCGCCUCCAGCCAUUAUUAUUUGUCUCUCGAUCAUCAAGGAAGGGAAGAAAGCGCCGUCAGAACUGAUCCAUCGAUCCAUCCAUCGAUCCAUCCAUUCUAUUCCCACCUCACCUCAUCUCUUCUCUUCCAUCAUCGUUCUCUCUCCUCUCCCCUCGUCCAGCCACCCAACUAUCCAACUUUCUCUCCAACUCACCCCUGACUGUGUGUCCAGGCUUGGCUUUUGUUUUCUGUGGCCUCAAGCGGAAUCUCGCUCCCCCCCCGGUGUAGUCAGGUAGUUUUUUUCGUUUUAUUUUUUGGCGCCCAUUCUCCUCCCUAGAACACUCUCUACCCUACCCUUCCACUAUCGCUCAAACCAGCCUCUCCACCAAGGGCUACAAUUGAAUCCUUCUAUCGUCGUCAGCUUCUUUGUCGUCAUCAGCUUCUUUGUCGUCAUCAGCUUCUUUGUCGUCAUCAGCUUCUUUGUCGUCAUCAUUCCCUUCACCUGGACUUGUAGUAGUCCAAGCCUCCCACGAGUUUCGGUUCUCUGCAACCCCAGACCACCACAACCAACCACAUUGCUGUCACCAUGGCUUCAAAGUUCCUUCGAGAAUACAAGCUGGUCGUUGUCGGUGGAGGCGGUGUUGGAAAGUCAUGUUUGACCAUCCAAUUGAUCCAGAGUCAUUUCGUCGAUGAAUACGAUCCAACAAUCGAAGAUUCAUACCGGAAGCAAUGUGUUAUCGACGAUGAGGUUGCCUUGCUGGACGUUCUUGACACAGCUGGACAGGAAGAAUACUCAGCAAUGCGAGAACAAUACAUGCGGACAGGCGAGGGUUUCCUGCUGGUCUAUUCCAUCACUUCUAGACAGUCAUUCGAGGAAAUCAUGACUUAUCAGCAACAAAUACUGCGCGUGAAGGACAAGGACUAUUUCCCCAUCAUUGUUGUGGGCAAUAAGUGCGACUUGGUGAAAGAACGGGUCGUGUCUGAACAAGAGGGUGAAGCAUUGGCCCGCGACUUUGGCUGCAAAUUCAUCGAGACCUCCGCGAAAUCUCGCACGAAUGUUGACAACGCGUUCUACGAUAUCGUACGGGAAAUUCGCCGCUAUAACAAAGAGAUGUCAUCGUAUUCGUCGGGGGGAGGCGGUUAUGGAUCCCGAGCCCCAGAAAAAAUGGACAUGGACGACCGCGAAGACGCGCAGGGAUGCUGCUCAAAAUGCGCCAUCAUGUAGAUGGGGAAAAACCUCGUUAAACGACCAAAAACAAAGAAUUGUUGACUGCGAUUAAAGGAAAGGAAAAUAAAGAAGGAAAACAGAUUUAAAGAAAAUAUACGAAGACGGAACCACGAUACACAUGCAACCAGACAAUUUAUCAUUCUCCGCUUUCUACGGAAGAAUCAAAAGAGAAGAAACACAAAUUUAAAUACCCUACGAGUCGAUAGAAUGAUGCUGGACGACACUCUUUUCAAAAUCCACGGAAGCUUCGAAAUACGAGAACGCCCUUUUGACUCUCAGUUCGCAUUCCUGUAUUGCUUUAAUGGACCGAAAUUCUCCCCAACCACCUACUUUUCUUAUACCGCCAUUUCCCUCCUGCUCAGGUUUUGUCCCCGAGGAGCCAACAAUUUACUCUCCUCCCUCCCCCGCCAACAAAAGUAUUCCCAUCCUGAUAUCACUAUUUUUGUACUUCCCCUGUCGAGUCGGGCCAAAGGCAACACCAGCAAUUUACUCUGGUCCAAUCUCGCCUGCCCAACGCCCCUUUAUAUUUUUCACCUUUCACCGCUACAUAUAUUGUUCACCGCACGAACCUUCAACCUCAACUCUAGUUUAUUUCCUGUUGUAUGCUCCAUUUUUCCACCCUAUUCUUCUCUUUCUUUCCUUGUUCUCGUUCAUUUCUGGGCGCGUAUUUCACAGUACAUUUUUUUUUUCGUUUUUACCCAAUCUCUAUUUUAUAUUUGGUCCCUCUACAACCUUCUCUCUCUACCCUACCUCUCUUUUUAUUUUGUUUAUUUUUUUAUCUUAUUUCAUUUUCAACUGUCCUUAUUCCAUUCCUUGAAAUUCCUGCGUCGCUAUUCUAUACCUAUAUCGCCAUUUCAUCUAAAUCCCACCUUCUCGCCCGUCCAUUCCCUCACAAAUCACACCGUAUCCAACAAUGCAUGUGAAGACUUGUUCCUUUUUUUUUU